This is a messenger RNA of Linum trigynum, 924 nucleotides long. The record is from the annotation of a GenBank genome assembly. Lineage: Eukaryota; Viridiplantae; Streptophyta; Magnoliopsida; Malpighiales; Linaceae.
AUGGCGGGAUCCAUGGCGGUGGUGUUGCACCAGAGCGAGGAGGCGGAGAGAUCGGAUUCUUCCGUCCCCGGAGAGCGAUGGCAAGUCUCGUUCGCUCGCUUCCUCCAUUUCCCUACUAUUCUCGGUAGCUUGCAUCCUUGUCUUGUUCAAGUGAAGAGGCAUGCCGCCAAUCACGGCACCUGGAUCUCUUCUUCUUCUCCAACUGCUACUCUGCAACUCGUCUACGAUGAUUCCUGCUCCGAUGCCAUUCUCUCCGUCUAUCUCCAAGGAAGAUUAGUUGAAGAGCACUAUGUUUCGAAGCUGUAUUUCUCCUGGCCUCAGGUGUGCUGCGUCAAUGGAUAUCCCUCUAGGGGUACCAGAGCUGUGUUUGCUAGUUUCAAAGACUCUGCUGGGUUGAUCCAGAAAUUCGCUCUGCAGUUCUUAACUACCAGUGAAUCUGAGACAUUCAUCGGUUGUUUAAAGGACAUUCUUGAGGAUCCUCCAUCUGCUGCUCCUGAGCCUCCUCCAACUAGUGACUUCAUGCCAGAAUCUUCAACACACUCUGUAGGUCUGUCAACUGCAAUGCCACUAUCCAGGGAUUGCAUGGAGGAAUCAAGUGCCAUGUCGCCCACCUACACUUAUUCUCCUGAGCUUCCCUUGAACAUAACUAAUGCUGCAGACAAUCCAAUAUUGUCCGAAAACAGUAACGACGCCAGCAGUAACAACAACACCAGUAGUGGUACCUUUAUGCCUCCCAGCUUUACAUCUUUGCUGAGCAACUGCUGCUCUGAGACUAAACAAGCUGCAGGAGACACAAAUGUAGCUGAUGCCGAUGGUGAUCUCAAAUCACAAAUUGCGAAAUACAUGGAAGACUCCUCAUUCCAAGAUAUGUUGUUCAAAGUGGGGAAGGUUAUUGGCGAAAUUGGAUACGACCUCGUUCUUUGA